AUGAGCGCGUCGAGGUUCAUAAAGUGCGUGACGGUCGGCGAUGGUGCUGUUGGCAAAACCUGCAUGUUGAUUUCCUACACCAGCAACACUUUUCCUACGGAUUACGUGCCGACUGUUUUUGACAAUUUUAGUGCAAAUGUGGUUGUUGAUGGGAGUACUGUCAACCUUGGUUUAUGGGAUACUGCUGGUCAAGAGGAUUACAAUAGGUUAAGACCUUUGAGCUAUCGUGGAGCCGAUGUCUUUCUUCUGGCGUUCUCUCUCAUUAGCAAGGCCAGCUAUGAAAAUGUUGUAAAGAAGUGGAUUCCUGAACUGAGGCAUUAUGCUCCUGGUGUUCCAAUAAUUCUUGUUGGGACAAAGCUUGAUCUUAGGGAUGAUAAGCAGUUUUUUGUAGACCAUCCAGGUGCGGUGCCCAUUACCACAGCUCAGGGUGAGGAGCUGAGGAAAUUGAUUGGAGCUCCUGCAUACAUUGAAUGUAGUUCAAAAACACAGCAGAAUGUGAAAGGAGUUUUUGAUGCAGCCAUUAAGGUAGUGCUCCAACCACCCAAACAAAAGAAGAAGAAGAAGAAGGGGCAAAAAGCCUGCUCCAUUUUGUGA
Messenger RNA from Ilex paraguariensis (yerba mate), 594 nucleotides. The record is from the annotation of a GenBank genome assembly. Lineage: Eukaryota; Viridiplantae; Streptophyta; Magnoliopsida; Aquifoliales; Aquifoliaceae.